GAAAACUAAAAAGUUCUAACAAAGAUAGCAGUAUUAGGAAGUUCGCGGCGCCGCUGCCUGACAAAAGAAUGUGGUGGUUUUAUUGGCGUUUGGGCGCACGCCACUGGCCGCGUGUUUAUGAAUGGGUCCCCUCCCUUGUGAAGGUGCCUUUAGCGCCGCCCCCCUGCCCUCCCGCAGGAUGUUGGGGUUACAGCCAGGGCGUGGGAAAAUCAUGGUGUGGGAAAGAGUGGGUGGCCUCGGCGAUUCUCAAACAUUUGAUACUGAGAGAUGUAAUUCAGACCGCUGGACGAGAUUAGGUCUGUUUUCCUCUGAUUUGAUGAUUCUUCGCAUCUAAAUCAUGGGAACUGACUGACGUUCGUGUCGCGGUCGUUCAUCGCCGCCUCAGACCGUGGGAAUUUUUUCCAUCAGACGCCUCGAAUUAUUUACCAGAAAAUAUAUUAUGGGAGUUCACGGUCUGUGGAGGCUCAUCGAGCCUUCCGGCAAACCCGUGCCUCUGGAAUCUCUCGAAAACAAAGUGUUAGCUGUCGAUGUCUCGAUUUGGUUGCACCAAAUCGUCAAGGGGUUCCAGGACGCCAAGGGGGCCGCCGUCCCCCAUGCGCACCUGCUGGGGAUCUACCACAGAGUAUGCAAAUUACUCUAUUUCAGAAUCAAGCCGGUGUUUGUCUUCGACGGAGGCGUCCCAGUUCUCAAAAGACAAACCAUAGCGUUACGCAACCAGCAAAAGUCCAAAACCUUGUCCGAGGCGGACCGCAUCCACAAAAACCUCCUAUCAGCCUUAGUCAAACACACCGCGAUUAGCAAAGUCUUGUCCGAAAAAGCCAAAGCGGCAAUAACCGCCUCAACUUCUCCCACUAAAAAAUCAAAACAAGACGAUGACGAGCUUUACGCCUUGCCCCCGUCCCAGUCUCUCGACUCCACAUUGUCACAAAGUGACUCGGAUUCGGAAGACUCGGGGCUUCCCCGAUACGACUUGCAUUCAAUUGACACGGAAAGUGCCGAAUUCAAGUCGCUACCGGCCGACGUCCGGCACGAAAUCCUCUCCGACUUGAAGGACACACGGAAGCAGUCUUCAUGGGGGCGCAUCCACGAAAUGCCCACUCAAAGUGACAACUUCUCCACCUAUCAAAUGAAACGACUCUUGAAGAGGCAGUCGGUGCAAACCGCCCUUGAAGACGUCGAAAAAGAAAUGGGGGGCCAUUCUCUAUCGCUGGGCGAGCUGGAAAAAUUGCUCAAAGACCAGGGGGUUAUAACGAACUUGAAAGGCAGUCGGAUCGCUUCGGACGAAAACACGCGGUUUCUUUUAAUCAAAGACAUCAAGCAGGCCGUGGAGGAGGCCAAAAAGCAGGAUUUACCAACGAUUGAAGAAAGCGAAGAAUGCGACGAGGGACAGAAUGUGAAGAAUAAAGGGGAGCAAGAAUUUGAAGACGAUUUGAAGAAGGCCAUAGCCUUGUCUUUGGAGGCGGAACCGUCGACAUCAAAAACGAAAGACAAUCGGGAGGAACCGUCCAGUUCUAGGGGGAAGAAACGAUUGUCGUUAUCGUUUCUUGAAGAUGCUGAUUUUGGAAAUUCGGACUCCAGUGAAGAAGAAGAAGUAAUUCGUACGAAGUUAACACCAGCUCAGAGAUACAUGAUGGAGUACAGUGGGCUGACUCCCAGCGAAAUUGCCAAAAUUAUUGCCAGUAAAAGUGGAGCAAUGAAGAAAGUCAGUGAAGAGAGUAGUUCUGGUGUUUCUAGUAGCAUUAUUAAAGAACCUGAAGAAAGGAAAGAAGAAACAGAUAAAGCCAGUAGUAGUUCUGAUAUUUCUAGUAGCAUUGCUAAGGAACCUGAAGAAAGCAAAGAGGAAGCAGAUAAAACUGGUAGUAGUUCUGAUAUUACUAAGGAUAAUGAAGAAAUAACAGAAGAAACAGACAAGACUGGAAGUACAAAUGUUUGUAGUGAAAUUACCAAAGACAGUAUUGAAGAUAUUGCGGAAUUAGAUGAAGAUAAAGUUACCACUUCUAUCGUCAGUGAAGAUACAGUUGAGGUGAUGUCAGAUUCUGCCUCUAGCAACGAUGAGGACUUUGUAGAUGUAGAUGAAGAAAAGGAGAAGAAAAGUACCAACGGAGAGAUUGCUAUGGAGGUCGUGAUAAAGCCAGAUGAAGAAAUUGAAGACGAUCUCUUCAAGGACGUAUUUGAGGAAGUUGAAGAGAAAACGGAGGUUUCAAGUAGUACUGAAGAUGCUUUUAAAGAAGUGGAGAAAGAAAAACCAAUUGAAGAGAGACCGUCAGGUCAGUCACUCAAAGAUAAGAUCGAGAAGAUGGUCCAAGCAUAUACGAAACCUCAUGAAGAAAAUGAAGAAAACAAAGCGAAUACUGAAUUAACAGUUGAGCAACUGAGCGAAAUGAGAGACAAUUUAAGAAAGGAACAAACAGAACUGUUAGUAGAGAAGCAAACAAAAGAAAGAACUGCGGGAAACAUCACUGAACAAAUGUUCCAAGAAGCCCAGGAACUCCUGGAAUUAUUUGGGGUGCCCUACAUUAUAGCCCCCAUGGAGGCCGAGGCUCAGUGCGCUUUCCUGGAGCUGAUUGGUCUCACGGACGGUACCAUAACCGACGAUAGCGACAUUUGGUUGUUUGGGGGAAAAACCGUUUACAAGAAUUUUUUCAACCAAAACAAAGUUGUGAUGGAGUUUAAAUCGGACAACAUCCAGCACCAUUACAAAUUGACAAGGGAACAAAUGAUCCUCCUGGCCAUGUUGGUGGGGAGCGACUACACCACUGGCUUGACUGGGGUGGGUCCAGUGACGGCUCUGGAAAUUUUGGCCGCUUUUCCGCCGAAAAAUCAACUCAUUUCGGGUUUGGCAGAGUUUAAAAAUUGGGUCAUAAAGGGAAAAAUGCCCGCUCCUGGCCGGACCUCACUUCGCAGCAAGUUGAAAAAUGUUAGUUUCACGGAGAAUUUUCCGAAUCCGCAGAUCGUUCAAGCCUAUCUGGAGCCCCAAGUUGAGACAAGUAAGGAGAGUUUCACGUGGGGGAAGCUUGACGUUUUUGGGUUAGUGGAGUUUGCGAGACAAAAGUUUGGUUGGACGAAAACCAAGACUGAGGAGAUUCUUAAUCCGAUUUUGAGGCGAAUGGGGGAGAGUAAGAGUCAGAAGGCAAUUACUGAUUUUUUCAAGGUUGAGUAUAGAGUGGAUUCGGGGGGGAUGGAGAAACAGAUGAGUAAGAGAGUUAAGACUGCUCUUGAUAAGAUAGGGAAAGGGGGUGGAUUCGAGGAGGAGGAUGAACCGAAGAAGAAGAAGAAGAAAAGAGGAGGGAAGAAGAGUGAAGAUGAGGAAAUUAAAAUUUUGAAGGCGACCACAGUUAGGUCGAAGAAGCGGGUGGAAGAAAUACACCAAGAGGUUCAAAAAGAGAUUGAAGAACGCAAAGAUAGGACGGUUAAUCUACAAAGGUUACACAAAAAGGAGGUCAUUCCUCAGAAACAAAAGGAUAAAGCCGAAAUGUUAAAAAAUCGAAUCAAAGCCGUUGAAACUUUUCGAAAGUCAAAGCAAGGUCCUGGUUACGUGAAAAAGAGAGGGAAAGUGAAGAGAGAGCCACAAAAAGAUUCGAGUUAUUUAUCUGAAGAUAGUGAUUAGUUCGUUACCGUUUUGAAUAAAAAUAUAUUUUUUACUUUU
Molecule: messenger RNA, 3646 nt
Organism: Tribolium castaneum (red flour beetle)
Lineage: Eukaryota; Metazoa; Arthropoda; Insecta; Coleoptera; Tenebrionidae
Gene: mus201
Product: DNA excision repair protein ERCC-5 homolog
Exons: 4
Coding region: 440-3607 (1055 amino acids)
Biological process (GO): nucleotide-excision repair
Cellular component (GO): nucleus
Molecular function (GO): single-stranded DNA binding; DNA endonuclease activity
Source: RefSeq, a predicted model, not a curated record